CACGACUCUUGCUCUUUGUAUUGGCGAUCGAAAGAUCGCAACAGAUUCGAAUUCGCACAUGAUGGCGGACAAGGCGCUGCGGCAGCUCACGCGCGGCCUCACGAAGGAGUGCAUCGAGGAAGGAAUCCUCAUGGCGCCGGAAGAGGCGAGCAGCAUGGAGGACGCGCCGUACUUCCAGCGCUUCUCGGCCGACUUUUUCGAGCAGCUCGACAUGCUGGUCGAGAUGCACUUUGGCUCGGCGCUGUGGCAAGACAUUUUGCAGGCGCAGCAACCUCAGAAGAAGAAGACGAGCCCAUGGGAGCCAUCCGAAGCGUGGACGCUGCUAGGACCCUCCACGACAGGGCUGCUGGGUCCGACGACGGUCGAGUCCAUGUACGCUAGCGAGCCGCUGGAAGACAACCAAGUGACGCACGACCUGCCAUCGCCAGCUGCGGAGACGUGCACGACGCAGUGUUCGCUCCCGGCCUUCGAAAUGACAGAGACCACGGACGCCAUGACGCCCGAGCUGCGGCUGGACGCGAUGCUGCGCAUGGUCCGGCUGGCACGGACGAUCCAGCGCGCCGCGCAAAAGUUCAAGCAGCUCUUGCAUCGAAGCGAGCGCCCCAUGCAGCUCCAGAUUCACCGCGCGACGGGGCUGCGACCCGCCGACUGGAACGGGUUCAGUGACCCGUACGUGAUUGUGACUGCGUUCGAGCUCCGUGGCGUCCAGACGCGCUACGAGGUGGCCAACUACAUGAUGACCAAGACCGAGAUCCAGUACAAGACGCUCAACCCGGUCUGGGACUUCACCGUGCUCUUGCCCCACAUGACGCCCGAGACUACGCUCUGCUUGACAGUCGUCGACUACGACUUUGGCUCGAGCCCCGACUUUCUUGGCCAGGCGACCAUCUCGAUGGACCAGCUCCACGACAGCACGGCGCUCGAGCUCAAGCUCGGGCCGCUCGUGCACACGCCCUUGUACGCCGACGGCUCGCCCAUGAGCUUUGGCGACCGCGAUACGCCCGGCCAGGGCACGCUGGGCCUCACGCUGGCGCCCGUGCCAUGCCUUGUCUCGGGGCUCCUCCGCGUGCUCCCGCCGGCGCCCUUGGUUCGCUCGAGCUGGUUUGGCAAUGGACCCACCUUCCAGGAGAUGUAUGGCCUUUUGCGAAGCGAUACAAACACGCUAUUGCUCUACUCGGCCAAGGACCGCGCCGCGUGCAGCCCGAGCUUCCUUGUGCCCCUCGACUCGAUUGCACGCAUUUUGGACCAGGAGAACGACGAUGGGCAGUGGGAACUGCACAGCCACGAAAAGCAUGCGUUGCCGCCGUGGACCUUCCGCGCCGAGUACUGCGACGAGAGCGGCGGCAGUGAAGAGGAGCGGCAGCGGACGCAUGCGCGCUGGGUCAAGGCGCUGAGCCGCGCGACGCACCGCCCCGUGCUCGUCGAGCGGUCGCCGUCGCAGUUUCGGUUCAAGUUUAUGACCUAGACGCGCAUCGGUUGUAGGUAGUAGUCGCAUUAAGCAUCAUCAAAGCAUCAUCAAAGCACCAUGAAGCCAUGCAGCGGACGUCGGCCAUGGGCUUCGAUCGCCUUCGCUGUCCCUGGCUGGUCGGACGAGGUGAUAUCUGC
Messenger RNA from Saprolegnia diclina VS20, 1605 nucleotides. RefSeq lists its product as hypothetical. The coding region runs from base 59 to 1465 and encodes 468 amino acids. Lineage: Eukaryota; Oomycota; Saprolegniomycetes; Saprolegniales; Saprolegniaceae. Gene Ontology annotation, molecular function: calcium ion binding. The record is from RefSeq and is a predicted model, not a curated record. The transcript has 6 exons.